AGCACUUAUGUUCAUUUUAUGAUAAUCAUUGCAAUAUUUUAUAGAAAUAAUAAUUGCGUAUGAUCACGUGCAAAGCACGCCCAUCUACCUCUCUCAAUCAUCCGGAGUCCGGACGGAACCCUCCCCUUGCGACGCUCUCUCUCUGGAAAUUGAGAACGAAAGCAACAAAAAUGGAAUGCGUAGUUCGGGGAAUUAUAGAGACACAGCAUGUUGAGGCUCUUGAGAUUCUUCUUCAAGGUCUUUGUGGUGUUCAAAGGGAACGGCUAAAAAUCCAUGAGAUAUGCCUUAAAAAUGGCCCAAACCUUGGGAUUGUAUCUUCAGAGGUUCGACUUCUAUGUGACCUUGAACAGGCCGAACCAACAUGGACUGUUAGGCAUGUAGGGGGUCCAAUGAGGGGUGCAGGUGCUGAUCAGAUUUCAAUUCUAGUCAGGACCGUGGUGGAAAGCAAAGCAAGCAAGAACGUGCUUCGUUUAUUUUAUGCACUUGGCUACAAGUUAGAUCAUGAGCUACUGAAAGUGGGAUUUGCCUUCCAUUUCCAAAGAGGUGCUAAAAUUGCAGUCACUGUUUCAUCAGUUGGUAAAAUGCUAAAGCUACACGCUACUGAUGAGGCUGUGCCUGUAACUCCUGGGAUACAAUUGGUUGAAGUGACAGCCCCAGCUACCUCUGAAAACUAUGCUGAAGUUGUUGCUGCAAUGUCUUCUUUUUGCGAAUAUCUAGCUCCGCUCCUGCAUUUGUCAAAGCCGGAUAUUUCAACUGGGGUUGUUCCCACUGCGGCAGCUGCAGCUGCAUCUCUUAUGUCAGACGGUGGGGGUACAACUUUAUAGCAGAAACUUUAAAACCAUUCAGAGUCCUGUUCUUGAGGUGGGCUAUUGUAACUUUGUAAGUCACUUUUAUCAUUGUUGUUUGGAAGUCAAAGUCCUUAUCUUUUAUCUUAGCUAACAAAGCAUUAGGGGUUCAAAGUGAGGUAUUGUGGAAUGGUGAAAUUCUGAUUUGUUUGAAAGUAUAACUUCGUGCUCUCAAUGUUUUUAUCAAUGGAAGUUUGCAUAAAAGAAAA
This is a messenger RNA of Cannabis sativa, 1054 nucleotides long. RefSeq names its product mediator of RNA polymerase II transcription subunit 18. Lineage: Eukaryota; Viridiplantae; Streptophyta; Magnoliopsida; Rosales; Cannabaceae. Gene Ontology annotation, biological process: regulation of transcription by RNA polymerase II; termination of RNA polymerase II transcription. Gene Ontology annotation, molecular function: transcription coregulator activity. The transcript has 6 exons. Gene Ontology annotation, cellular component: mediator complex; core mediator complex. The coding region runs from base 60 to 824 and encodes 254 amino acids. The record is from RefSeq and is a predicted model, not a curated record.